CUUAUUUGGGGGUGGCGGGGAGCGUGGGUCAAAUUGAGGCGGGGUUGUCUGGAAAAGAGAACUCGGGAACACAGUUGGGCGCGACUCAUUCCGACGCAAUGUGGCGGUCCUGCUGUUUACUGGUCGUGCUGGGCUCGCUUCCGGUGGGCGCCCAGUUCCCCAGAGAGUGCGUGACCCCUGAGGGGCUCCAGAGCGGCCAGUGUUGCCCGUCCCCGCCGGGCCUCGACGCAGGACCGUGCGGCUCCAGCGCGGGCCGCGGCCAAUGCACGACCAUCGCGGCGGAUGCGCGACCCCACGGCCCCCAAUACCCGCACGACGGUCGUGACGACAGAGAGCGCUGGCCGGUCCGCUUCUUCAACAGGACGUGCCGCUGCAGCGGCAAUUUCAGCGGCUACAACUGUGGACGGUGCAGACACGGCUGGUCCGGAGUCAACUGUGACCAGAGAGUGUCUGUGGUGAGAAGAAAUGUAAUGCAGCUCAAUGCCGCAGAGAAGCGAGCCUUUGUCAACGCGCUGGACCAAGCCAAGCGCACGGUGCACCCGGAUCUGGUGAUCGCGACCCGGCGCCACGCCGAGAUCCUCGGGCCUGAUGGCAACAGCACACGCUUCGAGAACAUCUCCAUCUAUAACUACUUUGUGUGGAGCCAUUACUACUCCGUCGGCAAGACGUUCCUUGGCGCCGGCCAACCCAGUUUCGGAGGGGUGGAUUUCUCCCAUGAGGGUCCCGGGUUCGUCACUUGGCACCGGUACCACCUGCUCCAGCUGGAACGAGACAUGCAAGACAUGCUGCAAGAGCCCACGUUCGCCCUGCCCUACUGGAACUUUGCCAUCGGCGGCAGCACGUGCGACAUUUGCACAGAUGACCUGAUGGGAGCCCGGAGCAGCUUCGACGCCGACUCGCUCAGUCCCAACUCCGUCUUUUCUCAGUGGCGGGUCAUCUGCGAGAGCGUGGCCGACUAUGACACUCUGGGAACCAUCUGCAACAGCACCGAGACGUCUCCGAUAAGAAGGAACCCGGGGGGCAACGUCAAUAGACCGAUGGUCCAGCGUCUCCCGGAACCUCAGGAUGUGGCCGACUGUCUGCAAGUCAGCACUUUUGAUACGGCGCCGUUCUACUCCACUUCCUCGGAAAGCUUCAGAAACACCAUAGAAGGCUAUAGUGCCCCCCAGGGGAACUAUGACCCCGCAGUAAGGAGCCUCCAUAACCUGGCCCACUUGUUCCUGAACGGCACCGGGGGCCAGACCCACCUUUCGCCCAACGACCCCAUCUUCGUCCUGCUCCACACCUACACGGACGCUAUCUUCGACGAGUGGCUGCGGAGACACAGCCCAGGGUCGGCUGUGUAUCCUGACCAAAAUGCCCCAAUUGGUCAUAACCGGGGCUACAAUAUGGUUCCUUUCUGGCCUCCUGUGACCAAUGCCGAGAUGUUCGUGACCGCCCCCGAAAACCUCGGCUACUCUUACGAAGCCGAAUGGCCAGGUCAACCUUUCACGCUGACUGAAAUGAUCACGAUGGGCAUCAUCGCCGCCCUGGUGGUUGUCGGCGCCAUCUUCGUGGCCACCACUUGUGCCGUACGCGCCCGGUCCCGUAAGGUGGAGGGAUUCCAGCCGCUGCUUGGGGAUCAGUACCAGCGGUACGAUGACGGCAAAAGCCAGUCAGCCCUCUGAGCUCAGGCUUCACCCACAUGCCUCAUAAUCAAAUUACUUUAACUUUAAGACCAUUCAAAACCAAUCUAAUUGAACGCUAUCAGGAUGCAGGAGAAUAAUUCUGCCUUUGGAGAACCAAUGUUUAGGAUUUAUCGUCUUCCACGUGAACCAACAUAAGCACUCCCUUGGAAUUUUUUUUUAAUUAAGAAUUCAAAAUAACACGACUCAAGUAAUACUAAAAAAAGAGCCAUCCAAAUAAUUAGGUGAGUAAGUAUUCAUUUGUCACUGUCCUGUGACAAACAUUUUUUUAAUUUGUAAAAUGUUUACAUGAAUGCAUGUGGCACGGUGGGCAACUGCUUAGCACGUCCACCUCACAGUGUAGAGGUUGUGGGUUCGAAUCUGGCCCCUUCCUGUGUGCAGUUUGCAUGUUCUCUGUCUGCUUGAGUAGGUUUUGGCAGGGUAGUCCGGUUUCCUCCCACGUUCUGAAAACAUGCAUGGCAUGUUAAUGGAUUAAUCAAAAUCUUCCCUAGGCGUGACUGUGAGUGUGAAUGUGAAUGGUUGUUUCUCUAUGUGUGCCCUGCGAUUGUCUGGCCAGCAGUUCAAGGUGUACCACACCUGCUACCUGAAGGAAGGUGGGAUAGGCUCCACCACACCCCCAACUCUCGCGAGGAUAAGUGGAUCAGAUAAUGGAUAGAUAGAUAUUAAUGCGUUAUGGAUAUUCCAUUCAUGUUUUGUUUUGUUGACAAAAAUGGACAUACCCGUGUUUCACAGGACAGCGAUACAUUGAAGAAAAAAAACUAAUCAAGUAUUGAGUAGCUAGGAACCUACGUUUGAUUUUUUUAAUUAGUGCAAGUAGACAAAAACAGAAACAGGGAAUGUGCAAAUGUGUAUGCAUUAUAAUUAUAGUCAUAAAUUAAUUCUUUGUAAAAUGAAGAUGAAGGCAACAUCGCUAUUUUCGUCAUUUAAAGUGAUAAAAGAAAAUAAUUGUUUUUAACACCAUUUCAGCAGAAAUUAAAGACAUCAAUAGCCUCAUUAACACGAUAUUUCAUUUAUUUUUGAUUUUGUGUCGAAAACUGGCGUCAAACAUUGGUAAUGGCACAAUUUUGUCCGCAGGGAGCGCCAUAUCACCGCAAGUGUACUGGUACGGGACAUGAUCAGCAUGAGACCCUUUGUUUCCAACAAAUGGAAAUGUGAUGCAUGUAUUGUUGCGUUUCCGUGGUUCUUGAGCUGCUAAAUUAUUGUUUUUCUUUAGUUUUGUCGCCAUGAAAUACUGUUUAGUUAGCUAACACGACUAGAGAGCAAGAACUGGAACAUUUACAUUGAUUUAGAGAAAUACUAAAAGCACAGAAUUUAAUUAAAUGUUGCUUCCUAUGUA
This is a messenger RNA of Hippocampus zosterae (dwarf seahorse), 3021 nucleotides long. RefSeq names its product 5,6-dihydroxyindole-2-carboxylic acid oxidase-like. The record is from RefSeq and is a predicted model, not a curated record. The transcript is spliced from 8 exons. Gene Ontology annotation, molecular function: oxidoreductase activity. NCBI's taxonomy places the organism in Eukaryota, Metazoa, Chordata, Actinopteri, Syngnathiformes, Syngnathidae. Gene Ontology annotation, biological process: melanosome organization; melanocyte differentiation. Gene Ontology annotation, cellular component: melanosome. The coding region runs from base 99 to 1667 and encodes 522 amino acids.